AUGUGUUUCUGGACAAAUCUCUCCGUGUGGAUGGUUCUACUUUCCCUUGCCCUCAGCCUUGCUUCCUCUACUGAGACCGGCAAAGCCCUCACUCAGGAUAGCAGCAGACCUGGGAGCCAAGGCCUGCUAGACGUUCUGAGGUUCCUCUCUGCUGGUGACCACCCGUCCCUCAGCCAUCCACAAAGCCUCAUCAAAAUUCUGUUGGAGAGGACUGGGUGUCCACAGAGAACAGAUGGCACACGAGGAGAUUGCACGCUGUGUUUGGAACCAGAUGUGCUGUUACUCACAGCUGGGGUAGAUUUGGAGGAUGAGCUGAGAGAGGAGGUGGUCCAGAGAGUUUCUCUCCUCCUCAUCUAUUACAUCAUUCAUCAGGAGGAGAUCUGUUCUUCCAAGCUCAACAUGAGCAACAGAGACUAUGAGUUUUACCUGCACAGCCUCCUCCACCUCAGGCAGAACGAAGACUCCUAUUUCCUUUCCGAGAAGGAGACUGAUGACAUCUUGACUUUUACCAGAAAGUACUUUGGCACUUCCAGUAGCCAGUGUAUGGAAACUAAGAUUCUGCAGAGGGAAUCUGGCAUUCAGGGCAGCAAUGGUGCUGAUGAAAAGACGCUUCCUCAGCUGGCCGCAACCAUCAUCGCUCUGUCACUCCAAGGAGUUUGUCUGGGGAGAAAAGGCUUACCUUCCCCAGAUGAUUUUACAGAAUAUAUUUUCAGUUUCCUGAAUAGUACCAAUACACUCCACCUAUCUGAACUAGAACAACUUCUGAACAUGCUCUUGACCAGAAGAGUCUGUGCCACAAAGGAUACCCUCCAUCAACUCCAAAGGAAACAAAGCACAGAGGUAGAUGGUUUGAGAGACCCCAAGACAUCUACAGCAAUGGACAAAGGGUCUAAUGAUAAUUCUGAUUCCUGGGAUCAGGCUUGCUUCUCUGCUAGGCAGUUGGUGGAGAUAUUUCUACAGAACCAUAGCAGUCUGUCCAUUUCCAAGGAGGACUUCACUCAGCUAAGUCCAGGGAUCAUCCAACAACUUCUCAGCUGCUCUUGUCAGAUGCCCAAGGACCAGCAAGCAAAGCCCCCACCCACCACUCUAGAGAAAUACGGUUACAGCACGGUGGCAGUGACACUCCUGACCUUGGGCUCCAUGCUCGGGACGGCGCUGGUCCUUUUCCACAGCUGUGAGGAGAACUACAGUCUUAUUUUACAGCUGUUCGUGGGCUUGGCUGUGGGGACACUCUCUGGGGAUGCCCUGCUCCAUCUGAUUCCUCAGGUUCUUGGUUUACAUAAGCAGGAAGCAGAACUUGGGCACUUCCAUGAAAGCCAAAGUCCUAUUUGGAAGCUGUUGGGACUACUUGGAGGCAUCCAUGGCUUUUUCUUGAUAGAAAAAUGUUUUAUCCUUCUUGUAUCACCAAAUACCAAGGGCCUGCCAUUAGUUGAUGGACAUGUGGGGCAUGCUCACCAUCUUGGACUUAAUCCUGAAUUAAAUGACCAGUCGGAUGGAGGCAAGUCUAUAUCAACCAUCCAGCUGAAAGGCCUAGAAGAUUCACAGACAGCUGACAAUGUGCCAGUCUCCAAAAGAAACAGCAAAACCAUCAGCUUAUUGGCCAUUAUGAUCCUGGUUGGAGAUAGCCUGCACAAUUUUGCAGAUGGCCUAGUAAUAGGCACAGCCUUCUCCUCUUCACUGGAGUCAGGAGUGACCACAACAAUUGCUAUUUUGUGUCAUGAAAUUCCACAUGAAAUGGGAGACUUUGCAGUGCUCUUAAGCUCAGGACUUUCUGUCAGGACCGCCAUCCUGAUGAAUUUUCUAAGUGCCCUGACGGCCUUCGCAGGACUGUACAUCGGCCUCUCGGUGUCUGCUGACCCACGUGUCCAAGACUGGAUUUUAACAGUGACUGCUGGGAUGUUCUUAUAUUUAUCCUUGGUGGGGAUGCUUCCUGAAAUGACUCAUGUUCAGACACAACGACCCUGGAUGACGUUUCUCCUGCAGAAUGUUGGAUUGGUCCUUGGCUGGUUUUCUCUUUUGCUCUUAGCUGUAUAUGAACAGAAUAUUAAAAUAUAA
Apodemus sylvaticus (European woodmouse) is the source of this 2055-nucleotide messenger RNA. It is a transcript of the gene Slc39a12, whose product is annotated as solute carrier family 39 member 12. Gene Ontology annotation, biological process: zinc ion import across plasma membrane; intracellular zinc ion homeostasis. The transcript has 12 exons. The record is from RefSeq and is a predicted model, not a curated record. Gene Ontology annotation, cellular component: membrane. Bases 1 to 2055 code for a protein of 684 amino acids. Gene Ontology annotation, molecular function: zinc ion transmembrane transporter activity. Lineage: Eukaryota; Metazoa; Chordata; Mammalia; Rodentia; Muridae.